CUGAAUGGUGGAGUCAUGUGUCAGUUGUGCAGGGUGGUCCUCGGAGAAGAGGUGCGUCCAGAUGCCAGAGAGGCACAGCUGUGGAGCGCGCGCAGGACGGGGAUAUAAGAGUCACGCGCUCCGGAGGAACUCUACAGGACUCGCGACGAGCGCGUUCACAGCUGGUCGAUGUGAUGCAGGGCAUCUGAAGAGCAGCAUGAUCUCUCCUGUCAACAGGUGAGAAGAUCCUGCUCAGAGAGGAAUCAGAUCUGCGGGAUUCUACAGCCGGGGACUAUAUGAGGACUAGACUGAACUGAGUCGGGCUCCUGAGGGCCGCAGCGGAUCAUGAGCUGGGGCCACACUCUGCUCCAACACUUCUCCAUUCAGCAUCUGCUCUCACUUCUGUGGUGAUAUGAGGAGGAGGAUGGCCUCGGAGGUGGUGUGUGGACUCAUCUUCAGACUGCUCCUGCCAGUGUGUCUGGCCGCAGCAUGUUUGUUCCGCUACAACUGGCUGUCCUUCGUCUACCUCAUCUUCCUCUUACUCAUCCCUCUCUUCGCCGAGCCGACAAAGACAACAAUGCAAGGGCACACAGGGCGCUUGCUGAAAUCCCUGUGCUUCACCAGUGUGACGUUCCUGCUGCUGCACAUCAUCUACCAAAUCACAAUCAACAGUCUGUUAGCAGGAGACAACAUCCAGCCCGACUUCAACUGUUCAUCGUGGGAGAGAUCAAUACGACAGCUGGGCUUUGAGAGUGUCCGAGGUGCAGACGCCGGGAAUGGCAUCCGAGUGUUCAUCCCGGACAUCGGCAUGUUUGUGGUGGGUCUGGUGACGUGGCUCCUGUGUCGCAGUCUGGAGAAUGUGUCUCAGCUCGACAGCGACUUCGAGGAAGACAAUCAGGAAAAGGAGGACGAGGACGAAAACAAGAAAAGUGAGAAACUGGAGCUUGAGGAUGAUCUGCUGUUCGAAGACUUCGAGCUGGGCGAUGAAGACUGUGAGCUUCCAGUGGAGGAGGAAGUGGACGAAGAGGACGGAGAACUUGAGGAGGCCAACGUCGAAGAAAGUACCAAAAUGAAGAUCCUGCGGCAAAUAGCAGACGUGGCGUCCAAACUCAAAGAAAUCAUUGGCAAUCUGAUUACCACGGCAGGAAAAGUAGUCGUAACCAUAUUAUUGGGGCUCACAGGGAUGAUGCUGCCGUCUCUGACCUCCACGGUGUACUUCUUCACCUUCCUGGGGCUGUGCACCUGGUGGUCUUUCUGCCGCAGGUUCGACCCGCUCCUCUUCAGCUGUCUGUGUGUCCUGAUGGCCAUCUUCAGCGCCGGACACCUCAUCGUGCUCUAUCUCUACCAGUUCCAGUUCUUCCAGGACGCCGUUCCUCCUGGAAACAGUUACGCCAGUCUGUUUGGCAUCUCUCCCGUGGUUCAGACGGACUGCUCUCACACCUGGAUGUUCAGAGUCAACCCUGACCUGGAGUGGCAUCACUUUGUCAAUCCCAUCAUGCUCUUGGUGCUGUAUUACACUCUGGCCACGCUCAUCCGCCUCUGGCUGCAGGAGUCAGGAGACACGCAGGUCCAAGAGAAGCAGGGAGCGACGGAGGGCCGAGAGGAACCAGAAUCUCCUGUCGUUUACAGCGCAGAGAAGAAGAGGCAGCUGUGGCGAAUGGCUCAUUAUCGCACAGAUGAGAGACAUCUGCUGACCACACGAGACGGCCGCAGCACCCCCGAGGUGUUGAUCGUGACGUCGAACGGAGCCUCGCUGGACUUCAACGGCCCGAGGUCUGUGGAGCUCUACUCAACGCCUCAUUACAGAGCGGACCGAGCCCAGUCUGGAGACCAGAAAGUGGACUGCGGUGUUUACGAGAUUGACUCGGUGUAUGUCGAGCUUCCCGAGGUUCAGUCGUUCGGUGUUGUUCGUGUGAACGCGGCGGUCAAGGCCUUCAGGUUCAUCAUGAAGCAGAGCUACAUCUGUGCUCUCAUCGCCAUGAUGGCUUGGAGCAUCACGUACGUGAGCUGGCUGACCUUCGUCUUCCUCAUCUGGUCCUGUGUUCUGUGGAUGGUGAGGGACCGGAGGAAAUACUCCAUGAUCACCUCUCCGUUCAUGGUGUUUUACGGGAACCUGCUCAUCGUCCUGCAGUACAUCUGGAGCUUCGAGUCGCUGCAGCCGGUUCCUGGACUCUUCCUGAAGAAAGAAGUGCCUUUCCGGGAACUGGGAUCGAAAACCUUGUGCCUCCUCAGUUUCUGGCUGCUGGUGAGGCAGUUUCUGACGGAGAGGAGAGAGAGACAGACGGAUGAAACACAGCUGUCUGACGUCAAAGUCGAGGAACACAAAAUCGAGGGUCUGCAGGACGAGGCCGGUGGACACAGAGAGAUGAUGGAUGUUUUGGGCCGUACAGUCAUGGCUAUGCUCAACAAAUACUGGAUCUACAUCUGUGGAGGAAUGUUCUUCUUCGUCAGCUUUGAGGGACGCAUCGUCAUGUACAAGAUCAUUUACAUGAUGAUGUUUCUCUUUUGCGUGGCACUUUAUCAGCUGCACUAUGAGAAGUGGCGCUGGAUGCUGAAGUAUUUCUGGAUGUCAGUGGUGGUUUACACCAUGCUGGUGCUCAUCCUGGUCUACACCUUCCAGUUUGACUCCUCCAUAAACGUCUGGUCCAACAUGACAGGCAUGAGCAGAGAGAAGCUGGAAGAUCUGGGUCUGGAGAAGUUCUCUGUUCCUGCUCUGUUCACGCGGAUCUUCAUUCCCACCUCGUUCCUGCUGGUCUGCAUCCUGCAUCUGCACUACUUCCACGAGCGCUUCCUGGAGCUCACCGACAUCAAAUCUGUGGCAGACAAACAGAAGAGCACUAUCUCCAGGCUCGUUCAUCUGGAUGGCAGUCUGGUGGACAUUUCCAUGGUCAAACCUUCGUUCGACUCCAUAAACGAGGAGGAGCCUGAGGAGAGAGUAGAUCUGGAGGAGGAGGAGGAGGAUGACGAGGAAGAGGAGAUGUCUGAGCCACACUUCAGCUGCUCGGAGACAGCAGAUCCGGAGCAGGCCCAGGGUUCAGAGCUGAAGAGUAAGUGGCAUCUGGUGCUGGAGCGUCUGACCGUGCUGUUCCUCAAGCUCCUGGAGUGUGUUCAGAAGCUGCAGCUCUUCAUCUGGUGGCUGCUGGAGCUCCACAUCAUCAAGAUCGUCUCGUCCUACAUCAUCUGGGUCUCAGUCAGAGAGGUGUCUCUGUUUAACUAUGUGUUCCUGGUGAGCUGGGCCUUCGCUCUGCCCUUCAGUCAGUUCAGACCUCUGGCCUCCAGCGUCUGCACCGUCUGGACCUGCGUCAUCAUCGUCUGUAAGAUGCUGUACCAGCUGACCUCCAUCAACCCGUCCUCGUACUCCAGGAACUGCAGUAUGGUGAGUCCUCACACACUCAGACGGGACGCACACACACACACACACGCUCAGGUCUCAGUCUGUUCUUCUCUCCUCCAGCCGGAGAACUACACAGAUGCUCAGCGCUCAGACAUGGCCAGAUCUCUGCUCUACAGCGGCCCGGUGGAUCCGGCGAACUGGAUCGGCCUCAGGAAGUUCUCUCCGCUGCUGGAGAAUCUGAGGAAUAACCUACUGAUGCUGGCUCUCUUGGCGUUUGAAGUGACCAUAUACCGUCACCAGGAUUUCUACCGGAUGAAAAACAACCUCACUCCUCCGGUCACAAGAACCAUCUUUCACAACAUCACACGUCAACAUCUGGACGACGGCAUCCUCAACUGCGCCAAAUAUUUCAUCAACUACUUCUUUUACAAAUUUGGUCUUGAGACCUGUUUUCUGUUAGCGGUGAAUGUGAUCGGCCAGCGGAUGGAUUUCUAUGCCAUGCUGCAUGCGUUCGGUCUGAUAGCGGUGAUGUAUCAGCGGAGGAGAAAAGCCAUCUCCUGCGUCUGGUCCAAGUAUUGCUGCUUCCUGGCCUGCAUGUUAGCCUUCCAGUACCUGAUGUGCAUCGGCAUCCCGCCUGCGGCCUGUACAGACUAUCCGUGGAGACGGCCGUCUUCCAACAUGGACUCAAACGUCAUCAAGUGGCUUUACUUCCCCGACUUCCACACCAAACCCAACUCCCUCUUCCUCCUCUAUGACUUCAUGCUGCUGCUGUGUGCGUCGAUUCAGGGGCGUGUGUUUGAGGAGGAGAGCGUGACGGCCGUGCAGCUGCUGGCGGGUGAUAAUGUGGAGAUCUGUCGAGACCUGGACGCCGCCAGCUUCAGCCAGCACAACCCUGUGCCCGACUUCAUACACUGCAGGUCAUAUCUGGAUAUGCUGAAGGUGAUCAUGUUCAGCUACAUGUUCUGGUUCGUCCUCACCAUCAUCUUCAUCACGGGCACCACACGCAUCAGCAUCUUCUGUAUGGGAUACCUGGUCGCCUGCUUCUACUUCUUGAUCUUUGGGGGCGAGCUGUUACUGAAGCCAAUCAAAAGCAUCCUUCAUUACUGGGACUUCCUCAUAGCAUACAACGUCUUCGUAAUCACCAUGAAAAACAUUCUCUCGAUCGCGGCGUGUGGAUAUAUUAAAGCGCUGGUGGCCAAUCACUGCUGGCUGAUCCAGUUAUUCAGUCUGGCCUGCACUAUUCAAGGAUAUUCAAAGCCGGAGCAGAACGCAAAUAAACAGUGUGAGCUGCCGAGUGACGAGGCCGGGAUCAUCUGGGACAGCAUCUGCUUCGCCUUCCUGCUGCUGCAGAGGAGGGUCUUCAUGAGCUACUACUUCCUGCACGUCGUAGCUGACAUCCGUUCCUCUCAGCUCCUCGCCUCCAGAGGAGCGGAGUUGUUUCAAGCGACCAUUGUGAAGGUGGUUAAAGCCAGAAUAGAAGAAGAGAAGAAGUCCAUGGAUCUGCUGAAGAGACAGAUGGACCGCAUCAAGAGCCGACAGCAGAAGUUUAAGAGAGGUAAAGAGAGGAUGCUGUCUCUGGUGCAGGAGAGUGGCGAGAGUCACUCACUAGUCCAGGAGGAAGAGGACGAUGAUGAAGGAGAGAACAGCAAGGAGAAGAAGAAAGACAGAAGAAAGCAGUGGUGGAAGCCUUGGGUUGACCAUGCGUCCAUGGUCCGAAGUGGCAAUUAUUACUUAUUCGAGACAGAUAGUGAGGAAGAGGAGGAAGACGAGGACAAAAACGAUCAGGAACCUCCCAAAAGAUCAGCGUUCCAGUUUGUGUAUCAUGCCUGGAUAACUGACUCGAAAACUGCCAUGAAAGAGCAAAGUAAGGAAAGACGGCGAUUCUGGCAAAGGUACACGGAGGGCAGAGCAAGCAAGAAGAACCAAAAGGAAGUGCAUGUGGCCAUUGAGGAAGAAGAUCAGGAUGAAGCUGUUACAGAGGAGGAGGUAUCAGAAGGACCAGAUAACAUCCUGAAGCGAGUGUUCAACAUUGUGAAGUUCUCCUGGGUGCUCUUCCUGGCCCUGCUGGACAGUUUCACCGCCUGGCUCAACUCCAUCUGCCAGGAACACAUCGAUAUCUCCACCGUCCUGCGCAUUGAACGCUGCAUGCUCACUCAUGAGGUCAAAAAGGGGAACAUUCCAUCGCGGGACAGCAUCCACACGUACUACCAGAGACAGAUGUGCAGGCCAGCGUCCACCCAGUCCAGCCUGGACCGGACUGAGGACAUGUACUCGGACUUCAGCCCCCUGCGGAGCCAGGCUUACGAGUCCGAUCUCUCCAGAGAAAACCUGUCCAGUGUGUACACAGAAUCCACUGUGCCGUUCGAGUCUGAGGAAACCAGUGAGCGCGUUCUCAAAACCAGCCAGCGAUCUCGACCCAGACUCUGCCGUCUGUCCGGUGUAGACCUGCAGUCGUCGUCUGCAGACAGUGCAGCCAGUGACCACACACAGUGCACUGAGCUGUACUCACGACAGGGCACCAGUGACACCGUCGAGGAGGCUGUGAGAGAGCAUACACACACACUGUGGACGCAGGGCGCAGCGGACAUCCCUCCGUCCUACAGUAAAGCCACGGGCCUGGACUCAGUGUGUGACGCAGAGGGAAGGAGGCUGAGGAUCCAAACACCGGAUGAGAAGAGCGCUGAUGUUCUGCUCUCAAAGAGCCAGCAGCUGACGGCCAGUGAACUGCUGCGGAGCAGGAUGUUCUAUGACGAGGAGCUGGAGGCGUCGGAGCUCUUCUAUCGCUCUCAGCCACAGUUCCUCCAGCUCUGCUACGCUCUCUACAACAUGCUGGUGGCUCACUCUGAGAUGGUGUGUUAUCUGGUCAUCAUCCUCAACCACAUGAUCUCUGCAUCGGUGGCCACGCUGGUGCUGCCCAUCCUCAUCUUCCUCUGGGCCAUGCUGUCUGUUCCCCGGCCCAGCAAACGCUUCUGGAUGACCGCCAUCGUCUACACAGAGGUCACCAUAGUCAUCAAGUACUUCUUCCAGUUUGGCUUCUUUCCGUUUAACCAGACCAUAGGGAUGGAAAAAUCCAAACCCUUCCACCCGCCCAACAUCAUCGGUGUGGAGAAGAAAGAGGGCUACGUCCACUACGACCUGAUCCAGCUGCUGGCGCUCUUCUUCCACCGCUCCAUCCUGAAGUGCUACGGUCUGUGGGAUGAAGAUGAGCCCAGGUCAGGAGGUCAGACGGAGGUCUCUCAGCGCUCUGAUUCAGACAGUGAAGAGAAAGAGGCCUCACCGGUCUCCAGAAAACCUUUCCACAGCAAGACCCCGGUGCCACGGCAGACCUCCAGCGUCUCGCAGCGCUCGGCCCGCUCCAGAGCAGGCCGCAGCGGCUCCGGGACGAGUCUGCGUUCACUGAGCGCUCAUCAGAAGAGCCGCAAGCAGCUGGUUUUGGACAAGCUCAGAGAACAGCUGAUCAAAGCAAAGCGCUUCACCGUCAAGACGAUCCUGGACAUCUAUCUUCCCAUCCGGCAGUUCUUCUAUAACCUGAUCCACCCGGAGUACAGCGCCGUGACCGACGUCUACGUGCUCAUGUUUCUGGCCGACACCGUCGACUUCAUCAUCAUCGUCUUCGGAUUUUGGGCUUUCGGGAAGCACUCUGCCGCGGCUGACAUCACUUCCUCUCUGUCGGAGGACCAGGUUCCCGAGGCCUUCCUGGUGAUGGUGCUGAUCCAGUUUGGGACGAUGGUGGUGGACCGUGCGCUGUACCUGAGGAAGACCGUGAUGGGGAAGGUCAUCUUCCAGGUCAUCCUGGUCUUCGGCAUUCACUUCUGGAUGUUCUUCAUCCUCCCAGGAGUCACCGAGAGGCGUUUCAGUCAGAACAAAGUCGCCCAGCUCUGGUACUUCGUGAAGUGCAUCUACUUCGGUCUGUCGGCGUAUCAGAUCCGCUGCGGUUACCCCACACGCGUGCUGGGCAACUUCCUGACCAAGAGCUACAACUACCUCAAUCUCUUCCUCUUCCAAGGGUUUCGGUUGGUGCCGUUUCUGACGGAGCUGCGGGCGGUGAUGGACUGGGUCUGGACCGACACCACGCUCAGUCUGUCCAGCUGGAUCUGUGUGGAGGACAUCUACGCUCACAUCUUCGUGCUCAAGUGCUGGAGGGAGUCGGAGAAAAGGUAUCCCCAGCCUCGAGGACAGAAGAAGAAGAAGGUGGUGAAGUACGGGAUGGGGGGGAUGAUCGUGAUGCUGCUCAUCUGCAUCGUCUGGUUUCCUCUGCUCUUCAUGUCUCUGGUCAAGUCUGUGGCUGGAGUGGUCAACAAACCGCUGGACGUGUCUGUCACCAUCACGCUGGGCGGCUUUCAGCCCAUCUUCACUAUGAGUGCGCAGCAGAAUCAGCUGAAGGACAUCACUGACAGAGAUUUCAUCAGCUUCAUGAAUUCAUACAGACACAAUUCUAGUGCACUGCAGUUCUUGGAGGCGUAUACGGCGGAGGACGUGACCGUGGCGGAGCUGGAAGGAAGCUCCAACUCUCUGUGGACCAUCAGCCCCCCGAGCAGGAAGAACCUGAUGGACGUCCUGAGCAAAGAGGACCAGUUUCCUGUCACCAUGUCCUGGAGCAUCCAGAGGAAUCUCAGUUUGGGAGCAAAGGCUGAGUUUGCAGUGGACAAACACAUCACAUAUCUGGACAUGAACACUAGACAGGAGCUGGUAGCGUUACUCAAUGGAACCAGAAAUAAACCUGUGGUCAUAGAGAAAGUGUUUCCCUGCUUUAUUCGAGCACCGAGUGACUCAAACGCCAAACCCGUGGAUCAGCUCUAUACAGAUGAGGGUUAUAAGAGCAUCCAGCUGGACUUGGAGAGGUCUCACACCGGCAGUGAGGACAUUCAGGAGUGGUGGAUCGUGGACCAGCCGUCCGCAGCGAAGAUCCAGAUGAGAUCCGAGUCCAAGCUGGAGAAGAAGAGAGGAGCAGGACUGCAGCUGUACGUCUUCAGUGAUAAAGUCAGUCCUCCCAGCCUGGGCUUCCUGGCAGGAUAUGGGAUCAUGGGCCUCUACGCAUCCGUGGUGCUGGUGAUCGGGAAGUUCGUCCGCGAGUUCUUCAGCGGCAUCUCGCACGCCAUCAUGUUCGAAGAGCUUCCGUGCGUCGACCGCAUCCUCAAACUCUGCACAGACAUCUUCCUGGUGCGGGAAACCGGCGAGCUGGAGCUGGAGGAGGACCUGUACGCCAAGCUCAUCUUCCUUUACCGCUCGCCGGAGACCAUGAUCAAGUGGACGAGGGAGAAGACCAAAUGAGCCUCCUGGGAUUGACUAAAAAACCCAACGAUCCCAAAGAAGGAUGCUGCUUCUCACAGGAGGGCUGUAUUAAAGACUGCGAGGUUCAGCUGCCUACUACGAGACCUACAGGUGAAACCGCUGUACCAAAGCGUCCUGACCGAGAGCCGAGGCUUUAAUGAGCUGUAGCGCCACCUGUCUGUCGGGAGAUUCGUUAAUCACGCGAUGUGCAAUAUACUGUCCUGGAAGCUGUCCGUAAACUUGAACAGAGAAAGGAGACGGUGACUGAAGACUAGCCACUUUUUUUAAUCUGAGAAAACUGGCCCCAGAAGUGCUUGGCUUCGUGAGACGACACAACAUUGAAAUACUGAUCUCUCCGAGCUCGAUUUAAGGCUUGAACGGAGGACUGAAGUAUACGCUCAUCAGGAUUUGUCGUGUGAUUGUGGACCAAUAUCACGAGCAUAACGCACAUUCUGGAAACCAAAUGUUGUCUUAUUUGUCUGUCUACCUGUUGCACUUUUUAGUUUUUGUUUAAACGUAUAUUUAAAUGACUAUUUUUUAUGCAUAAUUCUGCAGAAACUCAGACGUCACUGUAAAAGGCAUUCGAAAUCACAGAUUCUCUUUAUUCAAUGAUAUUCUGAAACCAAGCAAAUCUACAAAAUUUCCUUGCAAUUUCAAAAGCACACCUUCUCAUUAAAAAACGAAAACAAACUGCAACAAGAACUAAGGUUGUUUCACAUGUUCAUUUAAGGCAUUAGAUGCAUUUAUUUGCGGCAUCCUGCUUCAUUUUCUGACAAGGUUUCACAUGAAAAAGUUAAGAAUGAAUGGAAUAAGUUUAAAUAAUAUUAAAGCUACAAACACAAUGUACAGUAAAUAACUUCCCUUUUUUUUAAGGUAAGACAGGCACUGUUACUUGAUUCCAGCAUAGAGAAUAUUCCUAUGAUAGUGUAUAACUUAAAAUAAUGAGUUGUAUAGUAUUGAAAUACUGUACAUAUAAAGACUCCUGAUUCUCCCACAGAAGCUGUUCGUCAGGUUUGGGUUUAUGCAAGCUUGUAUCCUCCAUGCAAUAAAAGAUCAAUAAAAAUAAAGGUCACUGCAACUUUA
This is a messenger RNA of Carassius auratus (goldfish), 9667 nucleotides long. Its product is annotated as piezo-type mechanosensitive ion channel component 2-like. NCBI's taxonomy places the organism in Eukaryota, Metazoa, Chordata, Actinopteri, Cypriniformes, Cyprinidae. The coding region runs from base 392 to 8584 and encodes 2730 amino acids. Gene Ontology annotation, cellular component: membrane. The record is from RefSeq and is a predicted model, not a curated record. Gene Ontology annotation, molecular function: mechanosensitive monoatomic ion channel activity. The transcript has 52 exons.